Effrenium voratum is the source of this 299-nucleotide messenger RNA. The record is from the annotation of a GenBank genome assembly. NCBI's taxonomy places the organism in Eukaryota, Dinophyceae, Suessiales, Symbiodiniaceae.
GCCGGGCCACAGUUCUUGGUGCUCCGCCCCGGCGUGCUGCGCAUUUUCCCUACGGAGAAGGGCAAGCGCAGCCGCCAGGCGGAGCACUCGGUGCAGCUCCUGCGGGCGGAGGCGGUGGCGCUGGACCCGCAGUGUCUGCAGCUCCAGACCCGAGUGCCGUGCGAGGGCAAGUACUUCUUUCACGGCUCUGAGGAGGAGAUUAAGGAGUGGACCGAUGCUUUGGCCCAGAAUAUCGCAGAGACCAAGACCAGGUUUGAGCGCUAUUUGAAGGUCAUCACGGAAGGCAGCACCGUGUACAA